This is a messenger RNA of Didymodactylos carnosus, 1989 nucleotides long. NCBI's taxonomy places the organism in Eukaryota, Metazoa, Rotifera, Eurotatoria, Philodinida, Philodinidae. The record is from the annotation of a GenBank genome assembly.
AUGGUGCCAGUGAUGGCACUAAUCAUAUCUAGGGAACCAGAAAUAUUCAAAAAUUUGAAAAUAAAUGGUGUUGUUCAAUCGGCUGCCAUUCAACCACAACAAAUAUCAUUAUACGAUAAAAAUGAUAAAUUAUACGUAUUAUCAAAGAAAGACUUUUCUAUAGUAUUUCAAUCACCAACAGCUUGGUUAAUCGAAUUUUAUGCAAGUUGGUGUGGACACUGCAUUCAUUAUGCUCAAACUUAUCGUGAAAUAGCAAUUGAUACCUAUGGUUGGUCAUCCGUCGUACGAAUUGGAGCAGUCAAUUGUAAUUCUCCCGAGAAUGAACAAUUGUGUAUUGAGCAUCAAAUUACAGGUUAUCCAACUCUUCGAGUGUUUCCACCUGAUGCUAUUUUUAAUAAAAGUAAAACUGUUGAUAUACCUGAAAACGAUGCAAAAAGUGUCGAAAAAGCUCUUAUUGAUAACCUUGAAACAUUUGAAGGUAAACAAAAAUAUUGGCCACCAUUCACACCCGUCAGUUCUACUGAAUUGUCUGAAUUUUAUUCACGUAUAUCACCAAACAUAAAAUUAAUUGUGUUAAUUUUGGAACAAAAAGAUGAUUAUAUUGGCCGACAGAUAAUGUUAGACUUUUCUAAAUAUCAUGAUCAAUUGGCUAUUUAUCGUACAACAAAUGUAGAAAAAGUAUGGAAAAUAUUUCAGUUAUCUAUGGAAGAUAUUCCUAGUCUAUAUAUUGUCUAUAGAAAUUCAACAAUUGAAAGAUUAGAUAAAACAUUAUCAUUGGCCAAUAAAAGUAUUGAUAAACAUAAUCUAUUCAAUUAUGUAUUACGUUCCUAUAUUCGUGCACAAUCUAAUUUAAUUCAAAAUUAUAACGAUGAUGAACUAGAAGAAAUUAUUUUAAGAAAAAAAAUGUUAAAUACUAACAAUACAGUUACUACGAGAAAACAAGAAAUAAUUGUUGAUAAGAGUAAUACAGAAAAAGUUUACAUGGUAGAUUUGGAAUGUGGAUUAGAUUAUAUGCUACGCCGUGAAAUUUGUAAAAUGAAAGAACUAAAGAAUGGUGUUUAUAUCGAUUUAGUUAAAUGGCUCACGGUUCUUGCAAAGUAUUUUCCUGGUCGAGAACCUGUUAUGAUUUAUUUAACAAAUUUAGUAGACUCUGUUAAAAGUAAACCAGAUAAUUUUACUGGAAGUCAAUUUAAACAAAUGGCUAGUAUGAAAACGAAAGAUGCCUAUUUACCAACGUGUGUUCAACAGUGGCAUCAUUGUUCUGGUUCCAAAAAUCAAUAUCGUGGCUAUCCGUGUGCUGUUUGGCUUAUAUUUCAUACUCUAACAGUGAGACAAGUUCAAUUUCAAGAAAAACGAUUGAUACCGUUCAAACAAUUGAAUAAGAGUGAAAUUCCAUUGGCUAUUAAAAAUUAUGUCAAACAUUUUUUUGGCUGCCGAGAAUGUAGUGAUCAUUUUAUGAAAGAAACAGUUGAUGUUGAAAAUAUUGAAUUGAAUAAAUAUGAAACUAUUUUCUAUCUUUGGAACAUUCAUAAUCGUGUUAAUCAACGUUUACGUGGUGAUCUAACAGAAGAUCCAUUACAUCCUAAAUUACAAUUUCCACCAAUAGCAUUAUGUAAACAAUGUCAUGAAUCAGAUAAAGAUAAUGAUACAUUGUUUAAUAAAGAUCGUACAAUUGAAUUUCUAUUAAAAUUUUAUUCAAAAGAUAAUAUUGACACGUCGAACUUAACCAUUAUUUCACACGAUCAACAUCAGAAGAAAGAAGAUCUAAGCCACAGGGAAAGAUUUAAAAAAAUGAUCAAGAAAACUGGAGACGAUAGAAUUAAUGAUGUUCUAGAUAGUUUUAGUAAGUAUAAUACAAGAACAAUGUUUUUUUCUAGAAUAACAACAAUAAAACAUUUUAAAUUAUAUUGUAUUUUUACUUGUUUGGCUCUUGUUAUAUUUUUACGUUAUAAAUUUUGCAAAGUAAAGAAAAAACGUUACACGUUGUAG